UAGCAACCCCUCAUAAUGGAAGUGCUGUUGCCAAUGCUGGUAAAGUUAUAUCGAAUAUCAUCCAAGCUUGUUCCCCUUUUCGACCGGCUCGCGGCUUGCUAGGCUCACUCAGAAAAGAUCCAAAGUCUUGUUUGAAAUCACAGAAGACUUCGUGGAGAAGGCUGGGAAGCUACAGAUAAUAUCUUUCUUCGAGAUGGAGAUGACGAGUUUCAAGAUCUUCAAACGCCUUGUCGUUAAGCAGCGCUCGGCGAUUCUCAAUAUCCCAAAUGAGAUUCCAAUCGGACAAUUCGCAGAUCAUCGAAGUAUCGCACGAUUCUCGUCUGUGGAGGACCGCAAUUACACGCCAGUGUUAGCGCGCCUCCUCAAAUUCAAACAAGAUAUUGCAAGGAUCCUUGCCGGGCCUCCUAGCUGUUUGCAAGAAGAGGGACCAAGGCCUGAUCUGAACACAGGGUUUAUAUUCGACGUACCAUUUGACAGAUUUACCUUAUUUUGUGGAAGACAGCAACUCCUGCAUUUGAUGGAAAGAUACUUCAGUCAAUCUAGCUCGGUCCGGCCGCUAGUGUACGCUCUAACAGGACUCGGUGGGUCUGGUAAAAUACAUAGCGCUUUGCAAUAUGCGCUCCGCAAUCGGUUUAGAUAUUAUGAUGGCGUGGUCUACUUCAACGCCAGCUCAACCACUACGUUGAUGGCUGAUUUCCAUUGUAUUUAUGAUCUCCUGAACUUGGGCAACGCUCCCAACAAAAUAGAGGUUUUAAGACAGUGGUUCGCAAGACCAGGCACUUAAAUUGGCUAAUGAUAUUUGAUGGCGCCGAUGGUCUACACUUAGUCCCACUUUUGAAAUAUUUUUCUGUCUGUCCUAGGGGCCAUAUUAUUAUCAUGAGUCGCGAUCCAAUUGCUAUCGGUGUGCUCGCCCCCGCAGGGCAGACUCUGGAGCCUUUUAAAAAACAUACUACUGUUGAGUUGCUGCUUGAAAAGGC
Messenger RNA from Aspergillus uvarum CBS 121591, 977 nucleotides. RefSeq lists its product as uncharacterized. The transcript has 4 exons. Lineage: Eukaryota; Fungi; Ascomycota; Eurotiomycetes; Eurotiales; Aspergillaceae. Bases 194 to 784 code for a protein of 196 amino acids. The record is from RefSeq and is a predicted model, not a curated record.